Molecule: messenger RNA, 3567 nt
Organism: Mirounga angustirostris (Northern elephant seal)
Lineage: Eukaryota; Metazoa; Chordata; Mammalia; Carnivora; Phocidae
Gene: BABAM2
Product: BRISC and BRCA1 A complex member 2
Exons: 13
Coding region: 179-1483 (434 amino acids)
Biological process (GO): double-strand break repair
Cellular component (GO): BRCA1-A complex; BRISC complex
Source: RefSeq, a predicted model, not a curated record
GCUCCCGGGCCGCAGAGGGGGCGGGGCGGGACGUGCGGGGGCGCGCACGCAUCCCGCUCGCGGUGCGCGCGCAGGUCGGUGCGUCAGUCGGGGGCGCGCUCGGGUAACCUGUACCCCCACGUAGUCGCCGGUUACCGAUCGGACUAAGUUCCAGUGGUGAUUUGCAAGUCAAGCUAAAAUGUCCCCAGAAGUGGCCUUGAACCGAAUUUCUCCAAUGCUCUCCCCAUUCAUAUCUAGUGUGGUCCGCAAUGGAAAAGUGGGACUGGAUGCUACGAACUGUUUGAGGAUAACUGACUUGAAGUCUGGCUGCACAUCAUUGACUCCUGGACCCAACUGUGACCGAUUUAAACUGCACAUACCAUAUGCUGGAGAGACAUUAAAAUGGGAUAUCAUUUUCAAUGCCCAAUACCCAGAGCUGCCCCCUGAUUUCAUCUUUGGAGAAGAUGCUGAAUUCUUGCCAGAUCCCUCGGCUCUGCAUAACCUUGCCUCCUGGAACCCUUCAAACCCUGAAUGUCUGUUGCUUGUGGUGAAGGAGCUCGUGCAACAGUACCACCAGUUCCAGUGCGGCCGCCUCCGGGAGAGCUCCCGCCUCCUGUUUGAGUACCAGACGCUGCUGGAAGAGCCUCAGUACGGAGAGAACAUGGAAAUUUACGCCGGGAAGAAGAACAACUGGACUGGUGAAUUUUCAGCUCGUUUCCUUUUGAAGUUGCCAGUGGAUUUCAGCAAUAUUCCUACAUACCUUCUCAAGGAUGUAAAUGAAGACCCUGGAGAAGAUGUGGCCCUCCUUUCUGUCAGUUUUGAGGACACCGAAGCCACUCAGGUGUAUCCCAAGCUGUACUUGUCACCCCGAAUUGAACAUGCCCUUGGAGGCUCCUCAGCUCUGCAUAUCCCAGCCUUUCCCGGAGGAGGAUGUCUCAUUGAUUAUGUGCCGCAAGUGUGCCAUCUACUCACCAACAAGGUGCAGUAUGUGAUUCAAGGGUACCACAAAAGAAGGGAGUAUAUUGCUGCUUUCCUCAGUCACUUCGGCACAGGCGUCGUGGAAUAUGAUGCAGAAGGCUUUACAAAACUCACUCUGCUGCUGAUGUGGAGAGAUUUCUGUUUUCUUGUGCACAAGAACUUGCUUGCCCACAGCAACCCCUGGCUGAGAUGGCAGAUGAGCCGAAAUGCCCCUGAGGAGAAACUCCUUCCAGAAUGUCAGAAACAAGCAGUAAAUAUAAUUGGUAGCACUUGCAGUGGGAAGAACCUGGACUCCAGACCCAGAUGGGCCGGGAGUAGCCCGUCUUCUUCAUGGCUACAAUCGACCUGCCCCUGUUUUUCCCUCGGGACCAGCCAACUCUCACAUUCCAGUCCGUCUAUCAUUUUACCAACAGUGGACAGCUUUAUUCCCAGGCCCAAAAAAAUUAUCCAUACAGCCCCAGAUGGGAUGGAAAUGAGAUGGCCAAAAGAGCAAAGGUCUCCAAGCCCCUUCUGCAGAACACACUGAUUGUUAACAACGUGUGAUCGCGCCUCCCCGCGGUGGCAGGACAGAGGGACGGCUGAGGAGCCAACCUUCCGUCCCUGUCGUGAGCGGCCCGAGGUGCCACUAAACAUCUUCUCAGAGCCCUGCAGGGUUCGUCGCUGACCCCGUCUUGCUGCUGAAAGAGCAUCGAGGAUGGUCAGAGCCGCCACCACCGCCUUCCCACGCUGCCGCCGCCUGGGCUUGCCCUCACUUAAUACAGGAAGAGCCGAGACACAGAGAAGUUAAGUGGCUUGCUCAAGGUCACAUGGAUAUCUUGGAAGCAUAAGAGAUUGUCGGUAUAAAUCUUCCUGUUACAGGUGAGGAAACUGAGUCCCAGUUCCAGAGGCCACAACAAGCCAAAGCCUGGACUAGAGCCCAUGUCUUCUGUUCAUGCUUCAGGACUCUUUCCACUUGACCCACUGACUCCCCCUUACGGUACAUACUGCCCUGAACAGAAGAUCUCUUGGGGGACCCAGCCCACUUUGAUACCCCCACCCUGGGCACCCGGAGCCCCGGGAUUCUUACACGUCCCUCUAGUUCCCAGCCGCCGCCCCCUCCCCGACCAAGCCUUUGACUGGAGCCUGGCCCAGGGGCACGGCUUGGGCAGAAGACAGCAGAGGCUGCAGGUGCCCUUCAGCACACGGUGCAGCCCUCGAUGACCCAGCCGUGCGACUAGCAGCUCUGGCCCGGAUUUCAGGAGACGCACGGCCUCCUGACAAGUUACCCAAGAAGCCACGGCGGAAAGGAUGAGCUGAGGGCGGGACCCAAGGCCCGCUUCUUCCACACAGGGGCUCCCUCUUCUGCAGCCACACAUGCUGUAGCUGUUCCCACAGACUCACAGCCUCUGCCCUCGGACCCAGCUUGGUCUCCAUGGGAACAGUUGACCUCUAUUGAUCAUCUCUUAAGCCAGGCACCAGGCCAAGGCUGACUUGGACCAUCUCAUUUAAUCCUCGUGAGGAUUACCCUUUGAGGCAAUUUAAGGUUAUUUUUCCCCUUUGAUAGUUGAAGAAAUUAAAGCUAAAGGGGUGAGUCACUUGCCCAAGUGAUACAACCAAUAAGGAGCAGGGCCGGGCCCGGAGCCCAGGUGUGGCAGGCUCCGGCGAGCACACCACACUCACCACCUUGUCCUUCACGGCCCACAGCCGACAGGGCCUGCAAGGUCACCAGGCUCAGCUCCCUGCUUGGUACAUGAGGAAUCUGAUGCCUGGAGAGAGGAGAGAUUUCCUGCUGAGCACCCCGUUCCCUGACUCCUGGUCGGAGGGGUCUGUCUACCUCGCUCCCUGCCGUGCCUGGGAGCCAACGCCUGGCCGAGAGCCACUCCGGCUCUGAAUUCGUGGAAAACCUACCCAGCUUCGCUUUCGGCCUGGGGUCAGUUCUUGAAGUUUCAUUCUUCUCACCUGAGACUCUGGGAUUGGCCUGAGCUCUGAUUUUAUAACACCCAGAGCAGAGGGACUACAACCAGUGAAGACGGUCAGAACCUUAUUUUGUCCUGAGGCAUAUUUAGCUCGAAUUUGGUCUAAAAAUAAAUUCCCUUCCAGCGUGAGUAGAUAGAAUGAUGAGUUUGACUGACUCAGGGCCUCUCUCCCCUUGGCUCGUCUUGGCCGUGGGCGGGAGGUGAGGAGACCGGCCCUCCCCGACCUGCCGCCCACCACACUUUAAAGCUCGCCAUACGUUCUGUCUUUGGGUCAAAGUUUUUUAAAAGGUGACCGAUAACUAGUGCCUUUGGCAAGCUAUACCCUGGGCAGGUCUCCGUUUUCUCUGAUAAAGAGUGAAAUAAAUGACAACAGUACAUAAAGAAAAAAUUAAAAAAUCUGUAAAUGGGUGGGAGCCCAGUGUCAUUUUCCCCUUCGCCCUCCUCCCUCUCCCUGAAGUGACUUCGUGAGGAGCCCAGGGGAGAGCACUCCCGGACAACAGCUGGGAGCCUCAUGCCUCUCAGCAGCCCUUCUCCGCGCUGCUUCCCCUUGGCGGCACGCGGCUCGCCGUGGCAGGGAAAGCCCAGGGCAGAACGGGAAACUUCAGAACUUUCUGAAGAAGGAGAGCGCUUACUCUAAAGCAGGUUCCCUCUUGCC